Messenger RNA from Oryza brachyantha (malo sina), 1212 nucleotides. Its product is annotated as ankyrin repeat and SAM domain-containing protein 6-like. The record is from RefSeq and is a predicted model, not a curated record. Gene Ontology annotation, molecular function: protein binding. Lineage: Eukaryota; Viridiplantae; Streptophyta; Magnoliopsida; Poales; Poaceae. Bases 152 to 781 code for a protein of 209 amino acids. The transcript is spliced from 6 exons.
CCCUCCCACGCGUCCAUCUCUCCCCCCUCCCCUCCCCGCGUCGCCACGAACCCUAGACCACCACCACCCCCGCCUCCUCGUGGCCGUGGAGGGCAGCGCGAGAGAGGGAGAGACAGGAGGGUAGAGGGAGUAAAGCGCCGGUCAGCGAGGGAUGUACUCGGACCAGAUCUCCACCGGCCGGAAGCGGUCCGUCCACGACCGCCUCGACGGCGACCUCCCUGCCGGCGCCGGCCGUGGGGCCCGUAACCCGGCCUCCAAGAGGCAACGGCAAACUGAUGAAAAAUGGAAGCAUGAUCUUUACCGGGAAGAUGCUGAACCAGCUUCAAAAUCAAUUGAUCCACGGGAUUUGCGAUUGAAACUUCAGAAGAAAAGCUCUCAGCAAGGCUUUGCUGGCCAAAGGGGUUCUGGUGUACGUGAUCUACGUGAGAUGCUUUCUGGAACAAUGCACCCACAGCCAAUCAAUGCAGAUCCUCCAAAGGCGAAGCCAGCAUCAGAGGUUGUGAAAGUCACAAGGCGUGAAAAUGCAGAUGAAAUACCUGUACGUCAAACUAAGAAAGUACCAAAACUAUCAUCAUCGAAGAAGAUAUCUCAGCCAAAGGUUGAAAGUCCACUUGAUAUUUUCCUGAAAUCACUUGGACUUGAGAAGUACUCGGUUACCUUUCAGGCAGAGGAGGUUGACAUGGCAGCCCUAAGACACAUGACUGACAGUGAUCUUAAAGCUUUGGGCAUUCCAAUGGGUCCCAGGAAGAAGAUCAUGCUUGCCUUGGAAUCGAGAGCUUAGGGUAUGACUGGCUGGCGUGUAAUGUAGAAAGGUUGGGCGACUAGGACUUGUGUUCAUCUGCAUGCUUGGCAAACCCGGAUUUCGGCAUGAGCUGGGAUUCAGUGCAAGAACAACAGCGUUGGGCGCCUUCUGAUGCAUCUUCUGACCAGUGGAGGAUUGCGAAUCCUCAGCCUAAGUUUAGGAUGUUUUAGAGGUUUGGUUAUGAAGGUUGACAAUGUAAUAUUAUUAUUCAGUCUCAUGUUAAUUAUCUGGUCGGCUUGCUUGUUCUUGGGUUGCUUUGCUGCUGUAUACGAUCAUUAUAUUGUUGUCUUCUCUUUGUAGGGAGGGAUGACACAUUUGAAACUACCUGGAUUUAGGUUUAUAAAUUGGGAUCUCCCGCGUCAGUAACUCAGUAUCUUACGUGCUGAGUCCUGGAAUCUUUAUUUGGUGAA